AUGAAAGGGGGUACGGCUAAAGAGCCACUUCUUUCUUCACAAGAUCUGCCCACGAUCGAAAUUUCACGGUUGUUGCUCACGACACAUUACGAGUACUGCAAGCAAGGGGAGAAUAGUAUUGAGUGUGAUGUCCUACGUAGAACGUUUGGAGGACACCGAAAAGCUCACCGUAAUGGUAUAAAGAAGCCGAAGAAGCAGAGAUUUAUGUCGAUGAAAGGGGUCGAUCCGAAAUUCCUCAAAAACUUACGUUUCGCAAAGAAGCACAAUAAACGACAUGUUAAGAAGGAAUCGAAAGCUUAA
Angiostrongylus costaricensis is the source of this 300-nucleotide messenger RNA. The record is from the annotation of a GenBank genome assembly. NCBI's taxonomy places the organism in Eukaryota, Metazoa, Nematoda, Chromadorea, Rhabditida, Metastrongylidae.